AAAUGUUCAUUCACAUGCGUUACGCGUGUUUUGGGCCUGUGAAUGAGCAAUAACGUUGCUGUUUUUUAGUUUCUAUUUGCGAUUGCUCCAGCGGGUGUUGACGAAAUGAGUGAAGAGAAAGAAAUCAAAGAAGAGGCCGCUCAAGAAUUCCGCAUAGAUCCGGAGUCCGAGCUGCGUUUUGAAGUAGAAGGAAAAGAAAAGGUCACUGUUGAGCUGAAGUCGGGCCUUGCAGAAAUAUUUGGCGUCGAGUUGGUGAAAAACAAGAAGUUUACGUUCGGACCUGGGGCCAAAGUUGCAGUUUUCACGUGGCAUGGGUGCACGCUGGAGCUCUGUGGAAAGACAGAAGUUGCCUACGUGGCGAAAGAAACACCCAUGAUAUUCUACGCCAACAUCCAUGCAGUGCUGGAGCAAAUGCGGCAGAAGUGUGAAGAGGACGAUUCGAAAGGACCCACAGUGUUGGUUGUUGGACCUACAGAUGUUGGCAAGAGCAGUCUCUGCCGGAUACUCCUUAACUAUGCAGUUCGUCAAGGUCGACGGCCUAUCUUUGUGGACCUUGACGUUGGGCAGGGCCACAUAUCUAUACCUGGAACAAUCGGGGCAGCUUUUGGUGGAGAGGCCGGCAGAUGUAGAAGAGGGCUUUUCUCAACAGGCACCCCUUGUCUACCAUUACGGCCACAGUACGCCAGGGACCAAUGCCACAUUGUACAAUGUUCUUGUUUCUCGACUUGCGGAGGUCAUCAACCAACGUGCUGAAAGCAACAAAAAGGCAAGCGCCAGUGGUGUCAUCAUCAACACUUGCGGUUGGGUGAAAGGAACUGGCUACAAGGCAAUCACUCACGCCGCUCUUGCUUUUGAAGUGGACGUUGUCCUAGUGCUGGAUCAGGAGCGGCUGUACAACGAACUAGUGAGGGACAUGCCGGGUUUUGUCAAGGUGGUGUUUACACCAAAGUCUGGUGGUGUUGUAGAACGCAGCAAGUCCAUGAGGUCAGAAUCUAGAGAUUCAAGGGUGAAAGAGUACUUCUACGGCCUCAAAACACCCCUUUACCCACACUCUUUUGAUGUCAAGUUUUCUGACGUCAAACUGUAUAAGAUAGGUGCGCCAUCUUUACCUGACUCCUGCAUGCCACUAGGCAUGAAGGCUGAGGACAACUUCACAAAGCUGGUACCUGUUCCUUUAGGACCCAAUGUGCUGCAUCACAUACUGAGUGUCAGUUUUGCAGCCAGCAGUGACGAGGACAUUCUACAGACUAAUGUGGCCGGUUUUAUCUGCGUGGCAGCGUGCAAUGGGAAAAGCUCUUUUUUCCCUCUCUUUCUCUGGGGCAUGCAGCUGGUGGUUAUAUCCUGUGGACCAAUGCAAUUUGGAGCUUUCAUCGCCUUGAAUGUUUCAUGCGCUAGGGUACAUUCACACCGUUAUAACUUUUCUUGCAAGUGCACAGCUUACAGAAACUCGGUAAUAGUAUACCUGUAACUGCAUCACCCUUCUGAUUAAUGUCUCUGUAGCUAAGUGCAGCUUGAGGAAAGUGAAAGCCUUGUUGACCCUUUCUGUGACUGCUUUCUGAAUGAGGGAGGAUUUUACUGUACAAAUAAUAAUCCAGAAAAAAAAUAAAGUGCAGAAUUGUUUACCGGC
Messenger RNA from Rhipicephalus microplus (southern cattle tick), 1627 nucleotides. It is a transcript of the gene cbc, whose product is annotated as protein CLP1 homolog. Gene Ontology annotation, biological process: mRNA 3'-end processing; tRNA splicing, via endonucleolytic cleavage and ligation. Gene Ontology annotation, cellular component: mRNA cleavage factor complex; nucleus. The record is from RefSeq and is a predicted model, not a curated record. Lineage: Eukaryota; Metazoa; Arthropoda; Arachnida; Ixodida; Ixodidae. Gene Ontology annotation, molecular function: polynucleotide 5'-hydroxyl-kinase activity.